Messenger RNA from Cataglyphis hispanica, 6739 nucleotides. RefSeq names its product follistatin-A. The coding region runs from base 933 to 2225 and encodes 430 amino acids. Gene Ontology annotation, biological process: anatomical structure development. Lineage: Eukaryota; Metazoa; Arthropoda; Insecta; Hymenoptera; Formicidae. Gene Ontology annotation, molecular function: collagen binding; calcium ion binding; extracellular matrix binding. The transcript is spliced from 7 exons. The record is from RefSeq and is a predicted model, not a curated record.
GAGAAUCCGCGUGUCGCGCGUCGCGAAGCGAACUCGCGGACUUCUCUCGCGUGGAGGAUCGACGAUCGCGUCGUGAAUCUACCGAAUACGCUGCGACAAAAAUCGAGGAGUUUUUUUUUUUAAAGAUAUAUCCGUCGCCGUUGAGAGGCGACUCUGAAGUAAAUCGCGAGAUACCACCGUUCGUGGUGGAGCCCCUCGGGGAUUCCACGAGAUUGGCCGCGCGAAGGAGGUGCAGCCGAGCGUGGAAGGCACGCGGAGGGUUUUAAGAUCGUGCAUCGUAUCGAGGACACAAUCGAGAGAAAAUCCUUGUAUCGCGACUCAUUUGUGCAACGUGCGUUUCAUAAUACACUCCUGUAUACGUACCACGUGUCGCGAUGAUUCGCGACUGGUGGCUUCAAGUGUCGUGCAUCGAUCGAUGAAUCAAGCGAGGAAGGGAGGCGUUCGCGAGGAAGGCGACGGGACAAAAUAGCAUAUACGCAAACGAUACCGCUCUUACGUUCGACACGAAACUUUCAACCAUCCACAGGUGUUUGAAUCGAUCCAUUUUCCCGUGUCCUCGUGCACGUCGCGAUACGCAGUGCUCAUAAUCCAGGAUCCGAAACAUUUUUCUGCAAGAUUCAAUGAGAAAGACGAGCAUAUGAGUUUGAAAUUAUGGUGACAGCGUGAGAGACAAGAUUCAAUUUUUAUCGAAAUCAUCCCAAACUUGACACGAAAGGACAAUUUGCAUUUUCAGACGUUCAAAUGAGUCCGUUUUCCAAAAAGAGGAAUGUAAAACGCGUGACAUACGGAAAACGAAAUCUAUGACAUGAAGUCCCGUGAGCGUUAAAGGAAGAACAGUGAGAUCGGCCACGCGAUAUCCUCUCCGCGUCCAAUUUCCGCGCGGUGAAAACGAAGAUACGUAGAUCGGCCAAGAAAUCGGCAGAAUCAGGCAGAUGAAAUGUGAAGCACGAGGACAGCGCGUCGUAGACCUGGCGGGAACGAAGGCGGAAGUUGAGAAAACCGAGGUGAGAUUCACCGCAGGGAUAGCGGCACGUCGGGGGAGCACCUGGCGCGGGCCGCCUGAGAUGACGGCCUUGCGACAGGAUAUCACGGCAUCCCCGUAUAGAACCUUUCUCCUGCUGUCACUGAUCGGACUACUGCUGCAAAUCCAUUCGGCGACAGGUGGAAUAUGCUGGUCGUCUAUCAGUAACGGCCGCUGCAAGGAACUUUUAUCGCAAGGCGUCACGAGAGAAGAUUGUUGCGCGUCUAACGCAGCAGCAGCGACUGCCUAUUCCGAGGAGGAUCUGGAUAGCGGAAGUCUCUUCUUCUGGAGGGUUCUUGGUGGAGGUGUACAGUGUCGUCCUUGUCGAGAGAGUUGCGCGGAAGUGAGGUGCGAAGAGGGAAAAAAGUGCGUGGUGCGUAGAGGAAGGCCGAGGUGCGUGUGCAGUCCAGAGUGCAAGGCACCGCGAGGCGGUGGACCGGUCUGCGGGACGGACGGCAAGAGUUAUAAGAGCCUCUGCAGACUCAAAAAGCGAGCUUGCAAGAAGGGCAGCCACGAACUCGCGGUUGCCUACAACGGCCACUGCCAAAGUUCGUGCGCACGGGUCCGGUGCGGCCAAGGUCGGAGCUGUCUGCUGGACCAGAACCUGAGCCCUCACUGUGUGAGGUGCGCCCGCAGGUGCCCCCAGGCGCCCCCGCACCAGGUCGCCGGCGCGCGCCCCGUCUGCGGGGCCGACGGAAACACCUACAAGAGUGCCUGCCACCUGCGACUCGCCGCCUGCCGCGCAGGUCGCGCCAUUCCCGUCGCAUAUAAGGGCCAUUGCAAACAGAGCGCAGACUGUACUAAGAUACGCUGUCGAGAAGGCCAAACUUGUUUGUCCGAAAUGAAAUCUGGACGACCGCGUUGCGUGACCUGCACCUAUCGUUGUCCCCGGAAGCGGGAGCGCGUGCGAAAUCGGACGCACCGUGACAGGGAUCGGGACCGAGAUCCAUCGACGACAAUGUUGUGCGCGACCAACAACAUCACCUAUCCCAGCUGGUGUCACAUCAUCAAGGACGCCUGCGUUACCGGCUUCGUUCUCGAAACGCGGCAUGCGGGCCCCUGUAACGCUUACGACACAGCCCCUCUUUAUAUCGAAGAUAAUACCUCGAGCAACUAUGGGGUUGACUUGGCGGACGAAGAUACAAAAGCGGGUGAUGAUCGCGCUAAAUCCCCAUAUGGCCUACACUCUUUACCGUUGUCGUAGCUUUAGCGUUUUCGUACUUCGAGAGACGACGUUCAUUAACGAUAGAUGACAGCAAUGAUCCUACAGUCUAGAAAUCUAGGUGCUCAUCCCUCACGAAAGCCACGAGAAGUGGCGAGACCGUGAGUUUGAAGAUCGACAUCGAUGUCGCGAUGCAUUCGUUUCUGACAGACAGAUUAAAAGAGAGUCUACGCGAGACUCAACUCGGAAUGGAGGAAAAUCUAAUGAAACGCGAAACGUCGCGUACUUUAGUCGCUUUAUUUAAAAGCAGAAAAAAGAGAGAGAAAUCAUAUCAAAAUACACUUCGAUAAAAACAUAUCUUAUUCAGGAUUCUCGAAAAAAUGCACGAACAAAAGCUCGUUAAAGAAACUUGUAAGAAUCGCUUUACAUAAAAGGCGCAUUUAUUCUAACUCUCUAAAAUCUCUUAAGGUGAGAGAUAAAUAUAAGAAAUAUGGUCUAAAUAAAAAAAUCUCGCGUCGUUCAGUCCGAGAGAACUACUGGCGAUGUCGUUCUUCCAUUCAUUAACAGAUCUGAUUCUCUCAAGCUAACGGAUAUAUGACGCAUUUCUAGAUAUAUAUCUAUCAUGUAAUCUCAUAACAUAGAAAAGUUAUAUAGAAUGAAAAAUAUAAUACGCGAACGACCAUGUAAAACGCGUGUGAUAAUAUUCAUAAGACACCCGUUAUUACGAGAGACAUUUUAAAAAAUUCGGAAAACGAACAGCAAUCUUUUGCAUUAUACAUUAAUAGGAGUGCAAUAUUAAAAUUUUGUCAAAAGAAAAAUUUUCGCACACGUUUCAUGUGGAUGUAUGAAAAAGAUAUCGUUAAAUCAAUAUUAGAUACGUAUUUACAUAUUGAUGAUUUUGGCAUUGAAUAUUUUUUGAAUAAAAAUUCAAAUAAUAUGUUUUUACACAUAUAUAUUUUUUUAUAUGCAUUAAAAUUUAUGAUUUAAAAAAAAAUAUCUUUAACAAUAUGAACAGAAUUUCGUUACGUAUUACUUUUUGGUUAUUCAAUUAAUUUCGGUUAUUCGAAUAAUAAAAUAUAGAUGUUUUAAAGACGAUAGAUAUUAUUAAAGACUUUAUUAUUAAACUUUAUCGUGUGUCAAAAUAUUUAGAUAAAUUAUUAAGUAUUGCGAUGAUGGUAACAAUUAAAUUUUCAUUAUAAAAAGAAAGAUUUUAAAAUCAUCAAUAAAUUCUUAUUAAUGAUUAUUCAACACAUUUUACGAAAUAUAUUCCUCUAUAUGUCAAUGAUAAAUAUCACACGAUCCAAUAAAUAAAAGCAACACUUUUUAUCGAUGGAUAUUUCGAAUUAAAUAUAAUAAGCUAUCGGAAAAAUAUAAUUUUGAUCUUACUAUCAUAAAUUGAGAGAGAAGCAGAUAUAUAUAAUCGAAAAAAUAUAAGAUCUCACAUCUCACUAUAAUUUUAUGGUAUUUUAUGAUUGGUGCAGAAUGAACAACGACUUGAAUCUUUUAUAUUGUACACAUAACUUUCACAUUAUAUAAUUCUUUAUUUUUUCGAGAUAAACGAGAAAUGCGUCCUUAUUCUAAAAGACGCACAUUUAUAAUAUCCUUUGACAUCCGAUUAAUCGUUACAUAGGGUGUCUGAUAAACAUCCUGUAUAUACAUAUAUGUAGGUAAAACUUUCGAUCUCGAGAGUGCGACAACCAUUUAUGUUCGGGGUGGCAUCCGAUUGCAUCGUGUUAUGGCGUCGUAGCAUUCGGAGAAAAAUAUAAUUCAUAAUGAGAUUGUGUAAGAUUAUGUGGCGCACAGCGCGGCGAUGUCUCCCAAAAGUAGCACAUUAGAUAGACGAGCAAUUUGACGUAAGUCAGUAUUUAUUAUUAAUCGAUUUCGCACGACGAAAGGUCGUUGACAUGGCGAGUGGACGAUCGAAGAUGAUUACGUCAUGCUUUUAUUAAUUUCCCCAAAAAAUCUUGCGAUUGGGCAUCGCAUUAAUAAUUUAAAUAAUUACGUCCAUUUAUAAUUAUGUUAACUAUUCUUUUUUAUUUGAAAUAGUCAUCAGAUGACAGCGUAGUGUUAGCGUUGAAAAUUUAAUGAAUUUUAUAUUUAAAUAGUAGAUGUAAAAAUAUAUAAAUUUUGAGAAAAAACAUUUUGAUUUCUUAUUUUUAUAAUAAGAUUUCAUAUCUCUAACUUGAUAAAUUUGAUGCUUACUUUUCCCACCUCAAUUGUAUCGGUGCACAGUAUAUAUGUUGUUAUAUGCUGUGGAUUUUACAUUUUGUAAACUUGAUUUUUAUUGACUUGAGCAUUAUCGAUCAUCCAAAUGCUUCCGUCCUAGCGUCAGUAGUAUUCAUGUAAUAUUUGUACUUAAUUUAUUUUAGUUUUAUGAACAAAUUCGUUUCGUGCUCUAUUUAAUUGCGCACGAUCAAGCAAUUUUAAUCGAAUGUAUGAUGUAAAUUUAUUGGGAAUGAAAAUCAAAGUGAUCGAUCUCCAGUAUUGUUAAAGCUCUCAAUAAUAAAUGGAAAAUGAAAAUGGAAAUGAAAAAAUAUACUAAUUGAAGAUAUAAGAAACCGAAUGAUUAAUGUGGAAAAAAUGAAAAAAAAAUUAUUAGUUGCAUAGCGUAAUCACUCCAUUAUCAAUCAAUCAAGACAGUCAAUUUCAACGUUGUGUGUGGUUAGUCUAUUUUCAUUCCCAAUAUUGAUAGAGUCGCCUAUUACUUGGAGAGCGGUAUGAGUGUUGCACGAAGCAAUCGUGAGAUAGUUGAAAUCAGGCUGCGUUAUGAGUAUUAUCGGCCACGUGACCACCGUAUAAUAUAGAUAAAUAAUAAAAAGUCAACGUGCUCCCUAGCCUAAAAUAGUUGCAUGCGAUUGCAGCUAUAUUUAUGGCUAGAAGUACGCACUGCGAAUCGCGUGUCGCGAGAGAGAAAUUAUAACAUGAUCUAUAUGCGUUGGAAGGCAUAAAGCAAUUAUAAAGCGUAUAAACUCAAGACUCUGUAUUUACGAGAGAUUUCUCACAAGCAGAAUAACCUAAUAUUUUUAAUGUCUAAGUUUCAAAAUGCUUUAUCUAGGCAAUAACAAAUUAAUUAACUUAUAAAUAGAUGAAUAAAUAUAUAAAAAUAUAAAUAUAAAUAUAAAUAUAAAUAUAUAUAUAUAUAUAUAUAUAUAUAUAUAUAUAUAUAUAUAUACAUAUAUAUACAUACAGGCUGUCACUGAAAAGUCCAGUCACUUUCGGGGAAAAAGUAUAUUUCUUAUAUAAAAAAGAUGAAAAUAUUUUAUUUUAUGAUUCUAUAGAGGCUCGAGAAACGCUCUCUCUUUUCCGAAUUAUUCCCGGAAAUUUUUCAGAUAUCAUUAAAAUUAUAACAAACAUAUACAUAUAUUGUGAGGCCGUUUCUUUUUACAAGAUAUUUUCAUCAUUUUGACAUGAGAAAUGUACUUCCAAAGUUUAUUCUUAUUCUUAGUCGGGCGUUCUGAUGACUCCUUUGUACGCAUAUACUUAUACAGGAUAUCUUGUCAUUUUUUUAUCUAUAUAUUCAUUGAUUAAUCUGGAAUCUUUAAAAAAAAAGUUGAAUUUUAAAGUUCUUUAAUAUAAAAUAAAUUUGGCAUUUUAUAAAUAUUAGAUAUUUUUUUAUCUACUAUUAUUUUUAAAAUAAUUUAUUUAAUCGUCAACGAUCUAAUAAUAUAAAUCUAAUAUAUAAUGAUUUUUAUAAUCCCAAAUUAUCAUUAUUAAUAUAUUGACAUUUAUUAGAAAAAAAUCGAUCCUAGAUUAGUCAGAGAAUCCUUAGAAAAAUAUAGUGGUAAUUGUCGGGCAACCUGUAUGAAAAUAUAUAUGUAUUUACAGAAUUGUACAGGAUGUUGGGUAAUAGGCGCAUUUGUGUGGCAAACAACGAUAUUCCUUUUUAGAAGCUGAAUUAAUUUCUUUUUUUCAUCAAAAUUUAAUUAAAAAAUAAUUAUAAAUUUUUGAAAUUUAAACAUUAAUAUUAAUAUUAAUACAGUUAUUUGUAUUACAUAUUCUUAAAGUCCAAAACAUAUAAUUAAAGCUAAGUAUAUAUAAAAUUUACUAAAAAUUAAUAUUUUAUUUAUUUAUUUAUUUGUAUUAAAAAAGCAUACUUUGAAAAAAUAUUUUUUUAUCGAUUGCAUUUCAAAAAUUUGCAGAAAGCUUUUAUUAUAAAUAAUGCGUUCCAAUUUUCUUAAUGAGAAAUAUCGCUAUGUCAACCAAAUAUUUCGUCUAUUUCCAAACGCCCUAUGUAUACAUAUAAAAUCUUGUAUAUUUACAUAGCUUUACAUAUUUAUUAAUUAUGCAUAUAUACAUGAUUUAUAUGUAUAUAUAAACUCGCAAUUGCUUUCAAGACUGUGGACACACACAUUAUAAAUGUAUAAAUGUUUAAAUAAAUUAUUAUAAUGUGGUACUCAAUUAUAAUAUGUCAUUAUUUAUAAUUAAUUAUUUGAAUCUUCGAUGCAGAUAUUCAAAUUUUACUUUUAUAUAUUACAUCAAAAUUCAUUAUUUUGACUUGUUAUUCAAGAAUAAUGUGCAAUAUCCAUGUAGCAAUUGAUCAGAAAAAUUAGAAAUCC